This is a messenger RNA of Penicillium nucicola, 1650 nucleotides long. Its product is annotated as flavin-containing monooxygenase. The record is from RefSeq and is a predicted model, not a curated record. The transcript has 6 exons. Gene Ontology annotation, molecular function: flavin adenine dinucleotide binding; NADP binding; N,N-dimethylaniline monooxygenase activity. Lineage: Eukaryota; Fungi; Ascomycota; Eurotiomycetes; Eurotiales; Aspergillaceae. The coding region runs from base 1 to 1650 and encodes 549 amino acids.
AUGGCUAACCCAGAAGUAAUAAUUAUCGGUGCCGGGCCAUCGGGGAUUGCCCUCGCACAUACUCUGAAACACAAGCUGGGAUUUGAGGAUUUCACGUUCUAUGACAAGCUUGAUGGUCCUGGCGGGACAUGGCGACAAAAUACUUACCCAGGAGUAGGUUGCGAUGUACCAACCCUUCUUUAUUCUUUUUCGUUCAAUCAAAACCCAAAUUGGUCGAAAGAGCUUUGCGAAGGGCCGGAGAUCCUUGAAUACAUGGAGGCAACCGUGGACAAAUUUGAAUUACGAAAGCACAUGCAGUUUGGUGUUGAAUGUAUUUCCGCAUCUUGGAACGCUCAAGGCUUCUGGGAGGUUAAGCUUCUUGACGUGAAAACGCAGAUCACCUACACCAGGACUGCUACUAUCUUCAUCUCUGCCGUCGGUGGAAUCUCAAAGCCACGGGAUAUCAAGUUUCCUGGAUUGGAACAGUUCGAUGGUGAAGUCUUCCAUACAGCAAGAUGGAAUCAUAGCUUUGAUUAUCGUGGAAAGCGAGUCGCUGUUAUUGGAAAUGGUUGUAGUGCAGCUCAAGUGGUGCCAAAACUUGCUGAGAAGACUGUGCAUCUGAAGCAAUAUGCUCGAAGUGCUCAGUGGUACCACGAAAGGCCUAACCGCAACUUUACGGCUUUCGAGAAGUGGUGCCUGCGGAACAUUCCACUCUGGGAACGUUACUUGCGCUUGCGCCUGUUUAUUACUAGUGAUAGCCUUGUGGCUACCUAUCUCCCGGGUAUUGCAGCUGAGAAGGCUCGCGCAAAAGCUGAAAGCGGCGCACGCAAGUACAUUUACGAGACUGCGCCCAAGAAGUACCACAAAGUUCUUGUACCUGAUUUCCCUCUUGGUUGCAAGCGUCGCAUCUUUGACCCAAAUUACUUGCAGAGCCUUCAUCGCAAGAAUGUAGAGUUGGCUCCUGUGGGAAUCGAGAAUAUUGACGAGAAGGGUAUCACUGGCACAGAUGGCGUCAGGACCGAGUUUGAUGCUAUUGUGCUAGCUACAGGAUUCGAUGUGCAGCAGUUUGUUGUCCCUAUGGAGGUGUAUGGUAAGGACGGGAAAAGCCUGUCGCAGCAAUGGGCGGAGUCUCGUGGUGCACAGGCGUAUAUGGGAAUUUAUGUGCACAACUUCCCAAAUUUCGGUUUGCUCUUCGGUCCCAAUACAUUCCCAGCACACAACUCGGUUCUCUUCGCUUCAGAGGUUCAGGUAGAGUAUCUUGCUCGAACUUUACUAGCACCAAUUAUCGAUCGUCGAAUUUCAUCGCUUGAGGUUAAGCCGACUGCUGAGUACCAGUGGGUUAAUUCUCUGCAAACCGAGCUGAAAGGAAGCGUUUUCGAGGCAGGGUGUUCGAAUUGGUACAUCAAUCCACAUGGGCGAAACUCUGCGUCUUGGCCAGGAUACGCGUCAACAUACUGGAAGGAAUCUCUAAAGCCCCAGAUUGGUGUGUUUAGAGAAGUGCGCGACUCAAAGCUAUGGUUCUUCAACACAAUGUGGCGUUGGAUUAGGAGCACAAAGAAGGAAACCUACGGUAUACUUUUCCUUGCUCUUACGGGCCUGCUGUGGCAUCAGAAAGGAUCGCCAGCCUAUGAGCUACCGCAGCUAUAUCACAAGCUUGUAUCUUCAGCUUGA